Molecule: messenger RNA, 1317 nt
Organism: Nicrophorus vespilloides
Lineage: Eukaryota; Metazoa; Arthropoda; Insecta; Coleoptera; Silphidae
Gene: eIF2beta
Product: eukaryotic translation initiation factor 2 subunit 2
Exons: 5
Coding region: 165-1106 (313 amino acids)
Biological process (GO): formation of cytoplasmic translation initiation complex; formation of translation preinitiation complex; translational initiation
Cellular component (GO): eukaryotic translation initiation factor 2 complex
Molecular function (GO): translation initiation factor activity; mRNA binding; translation initiation factor binding
Source: RefSeq, a predicted model, not a curated record
UAGCACUGUAUCGAUCCUUAUUGAAUCACAUGUGGCAUAGCGAAAGGCUGAUGCAAUAAUUUCACCGAACAAAUUGGCCAAAUACUUUGGUCUGCAGCCGGUUACUAGAUACAGUCUAGUUGUUGUUAAAUAGGUGUCUUCGCGCGGAUCAAAUUAACAUCAAAAUGACUGAGGAGGAUUCGAUAUUCGAUCCAACUUUGAAGAAAAAGAAGAAGAAGAAGAAGACCUUCGACAUCGACGCCGCCUUGGCCGAAGGCGAUACCGUUGAAUCUGCGCCCUCAGCUGCAGAUGAACUCUUCAAAGAUGAUGUGGAUGACUUGGAUCUAGAUUUGAAGAAGAAAAAGAAGAAGAAGAAAACCUUCAACUUGGAUGACCUGGACAACGCUCUGCCAGACAAAGAGGAAGGUGAAGGCGAAGGUGGAAAUCAGGAUGAUGUGGCCAUGGACGAUAACUUUGACCUGGAAUUGGACUUCAGCAAAGCCAAGAAGAAGAAAAAGAAGAAGAAGGACUUGGAUGAACUGAUGGCUGAAGCUGAUGAUAAGCAGGAAGACAAAGAAAAUGUUGAAAGACUACCAGAUGAAGUCGACGAGAGUUCUGUUCAAUGGAUGUCGAGUGACAGAGAUUACACAUACGAGGAGCUGCUGAAUCGCGUAUUCGAGAUAAUGAGAGACAAGAAUCCUGAUAUGGUGGCGGGAAAGAAACAGAAGUUUGUGAUGAAGCCACCGCAGGUAGUCAGGAUAGGAACGAAGAAGACGUCCUUUGCCAAUUUCACCGAAAUCUGCAAGACGCUGCACAGGCAGCCGAAGCAUUUGCUCGAUUUCCUGCUCGCCGAGUUGGGUACGAGCGGUUCCGUGGACGGCAAUAGUCAGCUCAUCAUCAAGGGCCGUUUCCAGCAGAAGCAAAUAGAAAAUGUAUUAAGGAGAUAUAUUAAGGAAUACGUUACGUGCCACACCUGCCGCUCCCCCGAUACCAUCCUGCAGAAGGACACUAGGUUAUUCUUCCUGCAGUGCGAAACCUGCGGGUCCAGGUGUUCGGUCGCCAGCAUCAAAUCAGGUUUCCAGGCCGUCACAUCGAAGCGUGCCGCGAUCCGUGCGAAAACUGCUUAAUUUAUGGUCAAUUGCAAUACUUUCAUGAUGGACUUUUUAUAGGUAAUUGGAUUGUGUUCUCGUCAAACACACUCGUGCAUACAUACAUACACACACACACACUGUUUUCUCACACAGUCACACUCAUAUUUUCUCUUUGUGCUUGUGGAUUAUUUUUUAAUUUAACAAAUUUGUACUGUAUUGCCAGACCAAUAAAUUAAUUAACAUUUUA